Podospora anserina S mat+ is the source of this 1437-nucleotide messenger RNA. RefSeq lists its product as uncharacterized. Lineage: Eukaryota; Fungi; Ascomycota; Sordariomycetes; Sordariales; Podosporaceae. The coding region runs from base 1 to 1437 and encodes 478 amino acids. The transcript is spliced from 2 exons. The record is from RefSeq and is a predicted model, not a curated record.
AUGCCAGUCAUUCCAAACCUUCUCCUGUUGCGCGAGUGGCUUCAGCACUGUGACAACAAUCACGACUGUCCCCAAAAACGAGGAAAGGGCAGCUUCUGGCCAAAGAGAAUUAUCUUUGUUGGUGACUCUGACCCCAAAAAAUUAUCUCUGGUAGAGAACCAAUCUCUGGAUGAAGACUACCUUGUAUUGUCACACCGUUGGGGCAAUCCUACCGAAGAUGAAAAACGCCAAUUCUGCAAUACCAAGGAAAACAGACGUUUGAAAGACUUUUUUUUUGAGCAGUUGCCGAAGACCUUUCAGGAUACUGUUCAAAUUACUCGAGCACUUGGCAAACAAUAUCUCUGGAUUGAUGCUCUCUGUAUCAUUCAAGGAGAUGGUGGCGACUGGAAAAGCCAAGCUAACACUAUGCAAAAUAUUUUCGCUAAUGCUUACUGUACUAUUGCCGUAACCUCAGCACAUAACUGGAAAGAUGGCUUUCUCAAAUCCCAGUCACGCUUCUCAGAUGAUGGAGCACAAAAUACCUUGGCCUCCUCAGCUUGCCAAUGUCAUUUCGACGAAGACGUCGACGCAGGGCCUCUCAUGCAACGAGCUUGGGUCUUACAAGAACGAGUGCUGUCCCGGCGAACCAUUCAUUUUACUACGUCACAUGUGUAUUGCGAAUGUGGGGACGGGGUGAUUUGUGAACGGCUCACAAAACUUAUACCGCCGUUUGGGAAGGAAUACUUCAUCCUCGAUCCACACUUCCUAGAUAGACUCUGGCGGAGUGGGUAUUAUCGUACCAUCGAAUUCAUACAGUUUUUAUUCCAGAAAUAUUCGACAUCCGGUCUUACCGAUGAAACAGACAGGGUCAUUGCGAUUCACAGCCUUGUUGAACGGAUGGAAAAGGUGGUGCAAAGUAAAGCGAAGUACGGGAUCUUCCGCUUUUGUUUAGGUUCUCUUCUUUUGUGGAAGCGGACCGAGGAGCAGAAACCCCUGAUCAAGUAUGAUGAUGAUCAAGUGCCAUCAUGGUCUUGGAUGGCAUAUUCCGGGGGCAUUGAGUUUAUCUUGGAUCCAAACCCAAGUUUUCGGGUCCCACGCUUCGAAGACCUUGAUUUUGCCGAUGAUAGAUCGGUACUAAAUGUCAAAGUGAGGAACUUUGGUGGAAGUUGCCGAAUGGGACAAAACGAAGAAAAGUAUGUUAUUUUGGAUGGAGAGGAAGAAGUAGGGUCUUUAUGGUUUGACAUAGCGGAUCAGAUCCGGUUUGAGGAUUGUAAUUGUGUUAUUGUUGGUGCCCUAGACGCGGAGAUGAAAGACCAUAAGGUGGAAGACGCUAGGAAAGGUUAUUACAUGAUCAUUGUACAGAAGGAAGACGGUGACAGGGGAUAUAAAAGGGUGGGAGUUGGGAUAGUGAGAGCGCAGUAUGUCUCCGAGGAGUGCAUUUCUAGCAUCCUUCGGUGA